ACAAAGACUUUUUCAGACGUCAAGAAACAUGAAAGUUCGUGAACAGAGAGAGAGAAGAGCUGAGAAGAGACAAAAAGUGGAGAAGUCAAACGCACUUACGUUAACAUAAUUAUGAUCGUCCAGGUAUCACGCGGUUUCGGGUUUUCAAUAUUCCUUCAUUCACAAAAACAGCUGUAUUUAUUUUUCUAUUUUAUUUUAGCGUCAGCCAUUAAAGUAUACUGUUUGUAUUAUUCUAUUAUUCAGAGGGACAGAAUCCAUAAAAGCCUUUAGAUCUACCAUUAAAAGAAACAGGUCUCGGUUCAGUGACUCCUGCAAACCGUCCACCUCCAUGUGGAUUGUACAAAAAGUUCGAUAAAGAAAAGAAGAUAUUAGACUUUGGUUCUAGAUUCAACUAAUCUCUGUUCCUAUUUCUUCUGUGUUCUUCUCUGAAGCUUCCAUAGUGUAGGACUUAUGUUUUUUUUUCUCCAACUUAGGGAAGUGCAUUAAAUUCUCAUCUCUCUAGGCACUGAUAUUGAUAAGUUAUUUACUUUAAAUGGAUAAUUCCAUGAACAAGAGAGGACAUGGACACAAUCAAGAGUAUGCAGAUACCUUGCCAGAAUCAAAGAGACAGAAGCUUCCUGCUUUGGCAAGUGUCAUCAUGGAAGCUGUCAAGGUAGAUAGUCUGCAGAGGCUAUGCUCGACUUUGGAACCAUUAUUUCGAAGAAUUGUCAGUGAAGAGGUGGAACGUGCAUUGUCAAGGUUGGAGAACUCGAAAUCUACUUCAAGAUCUCCAGAACCGAAGAAGAUUCAAGGCCUCGAUGGAAAAAACCUGCAACUUCGGUUCAGAACAAGAAUGCCUCAUCACUUAUUCACAGGUGGGAAGGUCGAGGGAGAGCAAAGCUCAGCCAUUCACGUGGUUCUUAUAGAUGCAAACACCGGAAAUAUAAUCCAAACGGGAGAAGAAUCAAUGGCAAAGCUGAUUAUUGUCGUGUUAGAUGGAGACUUCAAUGAUGAAGACGACAAAGAUUGGACGAGAGAACAUUUUGAGAGAUUUGAAGUGAAAGAACGCGAAGGAAAACGUCCCAUCUUGACUGGUGACAGACAUGUGAUACUUAAAGAAGGUGUUGGAACUCUUGGAAAACUUACUUUCACUGAUAAUUCGAGUUGGAUUAGGAGCAGAAAGUUUAGACUUGGUGUUAAGGCUGCAUCGGGGUUUCACUUUCGUGAAGCUAAAACAGAGCCAUUUGCAGUUAAAGAUCACAGAGGAGAACUAUACAAGAAACAUUAUCCACCGGCUUUACAUGAUGAAGUCUGGAGAUUGGAUAAAAUAGCAAAAGAUGGAGCACUACACAAGAAGCUACUAAAAUCUAACAUCGUGACUGUUGAAGACUUCCUGCGGAUACUCAUGAAGGAUCCACAGAAACUAAGAAGCUUACUUGGGAGUGGAAUGUCAAAUAAAAUGUGGGAUAACACGGUGGAGCACGCAAAGACCUGUGUCUUGGAUGGGAAACUUUACGUCUAUUACACAGAGCAAACACAUGCAACAGGCGUUAUCUUUAAUCAUAUAUAUGAAUUCCGAGGCCUAAUUGCUAAUGGCCACUUCUUAUCUCUGGACUCUCUUAACCAUGACCAAAAGAUUUCUGCAGACAUUUUGGUGAAGACGGCUUACGAGAACUGGCAUAAAGCGGUUGAGUAUGACGGUAAGCUGUUGAAUUGCUUACCAGCUGUUGCUAAGAAGGAAAUGAAAAGCUUGCCUCAGAACCAUCAAACGCAGCAAAAGACUCUGCAGUGUGAACAGAGUGCGAAUGGCUACUCAUCGGUUCCUCAGCAUCUGAUAGAGUCUCCUUUUGUGCGACAACCUAACAGCACUCAGUUACGAGACUACACAUCGAUGGAGAGUUCUUCUGUUUCAGGCUCAUACAGUGGAGGCCUUGAAGAUAUUUUCACGGAGGAAAUUCGAGGGAGGAGUUCUGAGAUGCUUGAGACCGUUGAUAUGCAGAGUUUGCUGAAGACAUUUGGGAUAUCAGGCGGGUUUGGUCAUAACAAUGAGUCCUGUUACGGUUUCAGUGAUCAGUAUAAAGCUCAGAUAGAUAAGGAUUAUGGGAGAGAAGGAGGUAGAGGCUCAGGGAAAGCUGUAGUUGGAUGGCUUAAGCUUAAAGCUGCUCUGAGAUGGGGUAUUUUUAUACGCAAGAAAGCUGCAGAGAGGAGGCCUCAAAUUGUGGAGAUCGAUUAAGAAAGUAGUAUUAAAAUUCGGAGAGCUUUUAAUUACUUUUGUACAAACUUGAAGCAAUUACUCUUGUCUCAGUUCAAUCCCAGUCUACAGUAGGGACUUUGCAUGUAUUUGUUUGCCUUGUUUUUUUAUGAUUACUGUAUGUUGAUUUUGUUUUCACAUUAAAUUGCUUUAUUUUAUUUAGCUUGGUACAAACAAAUUUCUACGUGUACAUCGUUUAUAUGUUCUAUUU
Messenger RNA from Camelina sativa (false flax), 2441 nucleotides. Lineage: Eukaryota; Viridiplantae; Streptophyta; Magnoliopsida; Brassicales; Brassicaceae. The record is from RefSeq and is a predicted model, not a curated record.